Messenger RNA from Acanthocheilonema viteae, 357 nucleotides. The record is from the annotation of a GenBank genome assembly. NCBI's taxonomy places the organism in Eukaryota, Metazoa, Nematoda, Chromadorea, Rhabditida, Onchocercidae.
AUGGCAAAUCAGGAAUUGGCAUGCGUUUAUGCGGCACUUAUUUUGCAAGAUGAUGAAGUUGCAAUCACUGGGGAUAAGAUUUCAACCAUCUUGAAGGCUGCACAUGUUGAUGUGGAACCAUUCUGGCCAGGAUUAUUUGCUAAGGCCUUGGAAGGAGUUGAUGUAAAGUCAUUGAUAACUAACAUCUGUUCAAAUGUUGGUGGUAUUGGUGGUGCACCAUCAGGGGCAGCAGCACCUUCAGCAGCGGCAACAGCAGCACCUGCUGCAGCAGCAGCUGUAGAGCAAAAGGAGGAUAAGAAGAAAGAAGAACCAAAAGAGGAAUCAGAUGAUGAUAUGGGUUUUGGUCUUUUUGAUUAA